UUGUCCUUUUACUGUACAGAUCACUGACUCCCAAAUCUACACGAAACACUAGAAAUAGGGAGAAAACCCCUCAAAUGAAGACACAGCAUAAAACACUUGUAGAUAUAAAAGACACACACACACCUCUGAGAAGAGAAGAGACGAGAACAAAGAGAGAGAGAGAGAGAGAUUCAACUUCCACAUAGAACCAUGGCAGCUGAAAAAGAAUCAGAGCAACAAGAGAACUUGGCAGCAAUGAAACUACCGGUGUUACCAAUUAAACCAAACAGUCACAGCCACUCUAUGUCAUCACCCAUUCACAGUUCCAUAGCAGCUUCUGUCCCCUUUAGCUGGGAAGAAGAGCCUGGCAAGCCCAAGCAACACUCUUCUUCAUCUUCAUCAUCCUCUUCCUCACCAUUAACUUCUUCUCCUCAAACCCACAAGUCCUUGGAGCUACCACCAAGGCUACACUCCCUUGAAAAGGAUGGAGGCAAACUGAACUCGCCCAUCACUGUCUUUGAUGGACCUUACAGCAUGACGAGAUCAAGAAGGUUGGAUUCACCUUCCUUUAGGAUGAUGGUUAAAGGUAGUGGUGACUGUUAUGGGUCUUUCAGGAGUGACAUGUAUGGUGAUUUAGAUGAUGUUGACGAGGAGACCAAGCAGGAGAGCAUGAGUAGUGGUGGCUCUUUGGCUCUUGUGAAGAAGAGAAGGGGACUAGGGUUUUUUGGGUUUAGUAGGAGAAGGGCUUUGAAAAGAAAAACCGAGUUUGGUAGAGGUAGUUAUGUGUUUCCAUCUUCAGUGGAAAGAGAGAGUGAAUCCGGAAAAAAAGAAGAGGAGGAAGGAGAAGACAAAAGGUUUGGCUAUGGUGAUGGUGAUGGUAUUACUUGCAGCCAAAGCAGCAGGUUUUGUGAAGUGAAUAUUGCAAACAUUAGCAGAACAGGGAGCUUAUCUACUCUGCCUACACCAUCUUCUUCUUCAAAGUCUCACUUCUGGACCAAUGUGUAUGCAGGACUAAAGCAAGUGGUUCCAUGGAAGAACAAGAAGACUACAGAGACUCCACCUAAAACCCAAGACAGACACAGUUUUUUUGAUAAACAUUCCAUCUUCUUCGACUGCCUCAUUGACCUCAGGAUGGAAAAUGAAGAGGAUGUUCUGAACUUAAAUGAAGAUGCAGACUACAUGAGUGGGGAUGAGCUAAUGGAUGAAAAUGGAGAUGAUGAUGAAGCAGUAGCAGUGGAGGAUACUCUCAUGAGCACAGCUGAAACCCGCAGAAAAAGAGGAGGCAAACGCAGACACUCCAGAUGCUGGAAGCACUUUGCUCACUACAUGUGUCUCACAGCUCACUACAUAGAUGGAAAUUGGGAUCUGAAGUCAAGGAUCAUCGACUUCUGUGCGUUUCCUCCUCCUCAUACUGGUGGUGCCAUAGCCAUGAAGAUAGUGGAGUUGUUGAAAGACUGGGGGCUAGAGAAGAGAGUCUUCAGUGUCACCGUGGACAAUGCUUCAUCAAAUGAUAACAUGCAGUCCAUUCUUAGGAGGCAGCUUCGAAAAGAUUUGGUGUGCAAUGGAGAGUUCUUCCACAUUAGGUGUGUCGCUCACAUUCUGAACUUGAUAGUACAGGAUGGAUUGAGUGUCAUUAGUGGUGCUUUGGAGAAAAUAAGGGAGAGUGUCAAGUUUGUCAAUGUGACUGAAUCUAGAGAGAGGCUGUUUCAGAGUUGUGUGGAAGCAGUGGCUAUUAAACCUAGAAAUGGUGGUGUGUUGCCAGGGUUGGUCAUGGAUGUUGCAACAAGAUGGAAUUCUACCCAUCUUAUGCUAGACAGAGCCAUCAUCUAUAGAGAAGCCUUCCGCCAACUUGCUGAAGUUGAGGCAUGUUAUCAGUUCUGUCCAAAUGAAUUGGAGUGGGAGAGGGCAGAGUUGAUUCGCGAUUUCUUGGCUCCUUUCGCUGAGAUGACCAAUCUGAUUUCUGGAUCUUCUUAUCCGACAGCUAACCUCUAUUUUAUGCAAGUGUGGAUGAUCGAGAACUGGCUGAGAGGAAAUGAGUUCAGUGGGGAUGAAGUAAUUUGUGAGAUGGUGGCUUCAAUGAAGCCCAAAUUUGAUAAGUAUUGGGAAGAGUAUUCUGACAUCUUAGCCAUUGCUGCUGUGCUUGAUCCAAGACUGAAGUUUGCAUGUCUGGAGUAUUGCUUCACAACUUUAGAUGCAUCGACAAGCAAGACGAAAGUGGAUCAUAUUAGGAAGAAGUUGAAGAAGUUGUUUGAUGUCUACAAGAAGAACACAAGGAAAAACGUGGCUGGAGCUUCUAGAUCAAACGCUGCACAGACCACUUUACCUGGAUAUGAUGGGUUUUAUGCUUUCAUUUCGCAGAAUGUUGGUAGCAGUGGAAAAUCAGCUUUGGAUAAGUAUCUAGAGGAACCGAUUCUCGACAUGGCUUCCUUCGAGAAGAUGGAUGUUCUCUCCUAUUGGAAAGAGAAUGCCAACAGGUUUAAGGAGCUCUCAGCAAUGGCGUGUGAUGUUCUGAGCAUUCCUAUAACCACAGUGGCUUCAGAAUCUUCAUUCAGCAUUGGAAGUCGAGUUCUGAACAAGUAUAGAAGCUCUCUUCUCCCUUCCAACGUUAGAGCACUGAUUUGUGCAAGGAACUGGCUAAGAGGAUUUGAGUCUUUAGACAGUGAUGAAGUGGAUUUUAAACCCUUGGAGGAAGUUGGAGAAGCAAUUAAUGAAACAGGUCAAGUCUGAGUUUAUGUGGGUUAUGGACUUGGAGGAAGAUGAACUUAUGGAGCUUAGAGUUAUGAACUUAUGGAGUUAUAGUUUUUAAUUUGUAUGCACGUAUGGAGUUAAUGCUAUGUAUGAACUUAUGGUUUGUAUAAUUGCACUUAUGGAGUUAUGCUAUGUAUGAACUUAUGGAGUUAUGGUUUGUAUGCACUUAUGAACUUAUGGAGUAGACUAUUUCAAUCUUAUAAAGUUGUACUUGUAUUA
Messenger RNA from Brassica napus (rape), 2946 nucleotides. RefSeq lists its product as uncharacterized. The transcript has 7 exons. The record is from RefSeq and is a predicted model, not a curated record. The coding region runs from base 190 to 2706 and encodes 838 amino acids. Gene Ontology annotation, molecular function: DNA binding; protein dimerization activity. Lineage: Eukaryota; Viridiplantae; Streptophyta; Magnoliopsida; Brassicales; Brassicaceae.